GGGUCGCGUCCUUCCUGGCGCAGCUCCGCACAACUAAAACGAGUGGGAGAGCAACUGCAUCAUGGCGCUGUGGACUAUAUUUCUAAUGAUGUGCGCGUUUACGCGCGGGUACGGGACCGACGGCUCCACGCACCCUCACACGUUUUACGGCUGCUGCGAGGAUGGCAAGCAAAGGGCUCGAACCUUAACGAACUGCAACGACCUCCCCUACAUCUCCCACUCACACGUGUGCAGGCUGGCCCAGGAACAGUGCUGCACGACGGUCGUGGAGGAGCGGCUGUGCGAGGCCGGCGCCUCCAUGGCCGCCUGGCAGGGGGCAUGCGAGGGGUACUUCUUCCUCGGGAAGCCUUGGGAAAAUAAAAUCGCCAAGGGGUGUUGUGACUGCUGCAUGUUGGGCAUGGCGUCAGUGGACCAAGACCUGAGCUGCGAGAUGACUUACAUGUCGUUGGGGAAAUUGUGCGAUCAUGUCGCGAAAAGAUGCUGCGCCGGAAACUACACAGAAGGGUUGAACUCUACUGCGGAAGUGUAUGGUCCCACAGUGCCUCCAGAGAGUCAAGUACCACCCAGUAUCACCGUGCCUCUCGUGGCAGCAGACAACUGUACAGUCACGAAUUGCUCCCAGCGUUGUAUUGACAACAGCGUCUGCGCUUGUUACGUUGGUUAUCGACUCCGACGCGACGGAACAACGUGUGAGGAUAUGAAUGAGUGCCUGCUAAAUGUUCACGACUGCGUCGCCGGCCAAAUGUGUAUCAACACACAAGGCUCGUUCCGCUGCCAACGGGAAACCGGCUGCGGCACCGGGUACGAGCUCACGGACAGCAACGACUGCCGAGACAUCGAUGAAUGCGCUUUGAAUAUUCACAACUGCGGACUGAGCUUCGAGUGUGCCAACAGUGAAGGUUCCUUCCGCUGCUACCCGAAGGAAAAGUGCGCUGAAGGGUUCAUUCAAGACGCUGUCGGCAACUGCAUCGACAUCAACGAGUGCGUGGCCCACCCGGUUCCGUGCCAGCCCGGCCACACGUGCGUCAACACGCAGGGUUCGUUCGUUUGCCGCAGGAGCACGAUCGCGUGCGGACGAGGCUACCACCUGAACGCAGAGGGCACACGCUGCGAAGACGUAGACGAAUGCCAGACGGGUGAAGUGUGUCGGAACCACGGCUGCGUCAACAUGGUGGGAACGUACCGCUGUAACUGCAACAACGGCUUUGUCUUCAACAGCCUCGCCAGGCUCUGCGAAGAUAUCAAUGAGUGCAGGUAUUAUCCCAAGAGGCUAUGUGCCCACAAGUGCAUAAACACAGAGGGGUCUUACGAGUGCAGCUGCUCCGCUGGUUUCCAACUAUCCCUUGAUGGCAGGAAUUGCGAAGAUGUCAACGAGUGUGAGGACAGCCCGUGCAGCCAGGAGUGCGCCAACGUCUACGGCUCCUACCAGUGCUACUGUAACCACGGUUACCAGCUUAGUGACGCUGACGGGAUAACAUGUGAAGAUAUCGACGAGUGUGGGCUGCCCACCGGUAGCCAAGUGUGCGCCUACCAAUGCUUCAACGCCCCCGGGAGCUUCUACUGCGCCUGUCCGUCCGUGGGGUACACCCUGGCCUCGAAUGGGCGCACAUGCCAAGAUAUUGACGAGUGCGCAACCGGGAGCCACUCUUGCGGCGCCACCCAGGCCUGCUUCAACAUCCACGGAGGAUACCGUUGUUUGGUCUUUGAGUGUCCAUCCUACUACCGGCAACAAGCACACGGCCGUUGCAAGCGCGUAACCUGCGAGUUCACGCGGGACCCCGCGUCGUGUAUGUCGCUGCCCCUGAGAAUCGCCUUCUACAACGUCACGCUCCCGGCCAACACGCCCGUCCCCGCCGACAUCUUCCGGAUGGGCCCUUCCAAACCUGUGCCCGGUGAAGAAAUUAAGCUGAGCAUAGCUUCCGGAGACGAGUGGGGCUACUUUGCGGCCCACGGGGGAGUCGUCUCUCUGCGUCGCGCCGUGACCGAGCCUCUGGACUUCUUUUUGACCGUGGAAUUGAGACUGACUCGCUUCGGGACUUCAAACCUGUAUGUGGCCAAGAUAGCCGUGUUUGUCACACAGGUGCUACUGAGCCAGCCCUCAAGAGCGUGGCCAUCAUAGAAGAAGAACCAAGGCCCAUCCUCCAUUUAUUAUUAUUUACUCCCACCCUUAUAUUAGGAAAAAGGGAUGCUGCAUGAAUUCAUUUUCUUUUUUUUUUUUUUUUGUGUACCACAGUUAUUUUCUACAGAGCGUCAGACAUGGUGGAAAAAAAUUUAAUGGUGUCCACAGUAUACAUUUAAUAUGUGCACAAAAUGCUAAUCUGUGGCCGCGAUAUCUUUGUCUACUAGCAGUGUAGUGGACGAGUGGGUAGCAUGUCUGCCUCACAGUUGAGAGGUGCCAAUUUUGGUCUGCAACCAUUAAUAUGUAGUUCACUGGGAAAUUAGGGGGAAUUCAUUUUUUUACAAUUUUAAGUGGGGGGGAAAAAAUUCCUCAAAUAAAUAACGGUGUAUGAGUGGUUUGCAUGUUGCAUGUUCAGUUUUUGGUUUGAAUCCAACACUUUCCUCCGUGGAGUUUGCAUGCUCCCCCCCCCCCCCCAAAAAAAAAAAGUCAUCUGUGGUUCAUCACAAUUUUGGUGUCGGCAAAUGUUUUAAUGGAGCUGACUCUCAUGUAUUAGGAUUAGUAGUACACUUUUUGACCAAUAGAGGGAGCUAGUUAGCUGUUGACUGCUCCAUGACUACAUGGCCUCUUUCAAGCCCAUCUGUGUGGCAGCUUCUCCUUAUUGUGUACUUUAAAAAAAAACAAUUUUUAUGUAUAUUUGCAAUUAAACCGUCAAAAAAGCAUGUGAAAAUGACCUUUCCACACACAUGCAUACGGACACACUACCUGUUUCUUCUCUUCAACUUUCCUGUUUCUGAGAACAAGUUUUUCCAGUCAUCCUGAGCGGAUAGCAGGGAAAAUAAGCUCGCCACUGAUGUUUUGGGCACCUUGGGGCCACGGCCAGCAUCAGCAUGGCGACCCAAUUAGCGGUGGAACCGCUCAUGAUGGAUUGUGCCUCUGAGUGUCGGUGUCAGAUGAUUAACACUUAAUUUGCCGUAAAUGAAGCCUAACCGGCAGUAGGCGCG
Phycodurus eques (leafy seadragon) is the source of this 3120-nucleotide messenger RNA. RefSeq names its product fibulin-1-like. NCBI's taxonomy places the organism in Eukaryota, Metazoa, Chordata, Actinopteri, Syngnathiformes, Syngnathidae. Gene Ontology annotation, biological process: extracellular matrix organization. Gene Ontology annotation, cellular component: extracellular region. The coding region runs from base 62 to 2119 and encodes 685 amino acids. The record is from RefSeq and is a predicted model, not a curated record. The transcript is spliced from 15 exons. Gene Ontology annotation, molecular function: peptidase activator activity; calcium ion binding.